This is a messenger RNA of Armigeres subalbatus, 1018 nucleotides long. RefSeq names its product protein D3-like. The transcript is spliced from 3 exons. The record is from RefSeq and is a predicted model, not a curated record. Bases 239 to 928 code for a protein of 229 amino acids. NCBI's taxonomy places the organism in Eukaryota, Metazoa, Arthropoda, Insecta, Diptera, Culicidae.
AGAAGACAAGAAACGCUGAGCCAUGACUAAGCCUGUAGUGAACCCCGCCUCAGCUGAUCAUUCCACAUCCAAACUAUCAUCACCCAACAUAUCUACCUGAUUGCUGUUUGUUUCGUCUAUCAGCUAUAAUACCUAUAGGUGGAAAGGUAAAUAAUUCGUUAAAAAGCGCACAUCACUCUGAUAAGACACUAAACCGUCUACUUGAAUGCUCUUAUCUCGGCACUUCUAACCAAUCGUAAUGAUAGAAAGUGAGAUGACAAUAAAGAGGCUCAUUUCUAAAGCGAUAGCAGUCGCAUAUGUUCUGUUGCUGUUAGAGUUGGUUGGCAGCUGCCGUGCUGAAGAAGUUAAAAGCAAAAUGGUAAACGUUCAGUCGGCAUUCUCCGAGCACGAGAUUGUUCCCGAUGUAGUGGAUAAGGCUCCGAAGGAACUAUUGAAGGUUUCCUAUCCCAGCGGUGUAUUCGCCAACGGAGGCGAUGAACUCACGCCGACACAGGUGAAGGAUCAACCGAAACUGGAAUGGUCAGCCGACCCGGAUGCGUUCUACACGGUGUUCAUGGUUGAUCCGGAUGCACCCAGCAGACAGGAUCCCAAGUUCCGGUCCGUUUGCCACUGGUAUGUGGGAAACAUUCCCGGAGACAAGAUCGAGCAAGGGGAUCACCGCAUUGCUUUUAUUGGAUCGGGACCACCGCAGGGCAGUGGGCUACAUCGAUAUGUGUUCCUGGUUUACAAACAGAACGAUGGAAAAGUUGACCUGUCGGAUGCGCCACGUACGUCCAACCGCAGUAGGAACCAUCGGCUGAAAUUCCAGCACAAAGACUUCGUCGAGAAGUACAAUUUGGGUGAACUUGUUGCGGGCAACUUCUAUCGGGCACAGUUCGAUGACUACGUGCCGAUUUUGCAUGCUCAGCUGGCGUCCGGAACCGAGUAGUUGAAAUAUUGCAUUUGUCAUGCUCGAAUACUGAAAUUUAAAAAAUAAAUAAUGUCAAGCUUUGAUUUCUCAUAUCGACGAACCACCAUG